GGCGCUGGUGAGACCGGCCACAGCGGGGGCUGGGGGCGGGGCGGGGCCGCUUCCUCUGACGUGCUCGGUCGGUCCCGGAAGGGGGGCGGGGGCAAAUUUCUUCUGACCGCUGAGUGGACCGGCUCCCAGGGCCGCGGGUGAUCAGGGGAGGGGAGGCCUCGCCGCCGGCGGAGGGGCCCUGUCCGCUCUUGGGCCAUGUCCUUGCUCAGCAGGGCGGCGAUCGCAGGGGCCCGGCUCCUCGCCCGGAGUCGCUUGGGCUCGAACGCCUGGGUCGCCGCUGGGAUGGGGAACAGCACAUCCUCUUCCAUGGAUAAAUCAGAAAUUGCUCCUAUAAAUCAGAUCCAGGAAACAAUUUCACAUAAUUGUGUAGUGAUCUUCUCAAAAACAUCCUGUUCUUAUUGCGCAAUGGCAAAAAAGCUUUUCAAUGACAUGGAUAUACAAUAUACUGCAGUGGAAUUGGACAUGCAUAAAUAUGGAAGCCAGUUUCAGGAUGCUCUUCACAAAAUGACUGGUGCAAGAACUGUUCCAAGAAUUUUUGUCAAUGGGACUUUUAUUGGAGGAGCAACUGAUACUCAUAGACUUCACAAAGAAGGAAAGCUGCUUCCAUUAGUUCAUCAGUGUUAUUUAAAAAAGUUUGGAGCAAAGAAUUUCAGACAGUAACUUAGACUGCCUUGGCUGUGCUGGCAAAUGUCAGCAUUUUAGUCAUUUUGCUUAUAAAACAGUUUAAAAAUUCUUUGAAAUUGUGAAAUCUUUUGUCAAAGAAUGGCCUAUGAAAUGAUGAACAAUAAAGACCUGUGGAAACCGUCUAAAUAUUCUUAUUCCUAUGGCACUUUAAGGCUAUGCUAACUUUUUUUGGCAACAUGGAGACUGGUACUUUGUAUUCUUAAUUUUGUAGUUAAGCAGUCAAAUCACACAGUAAUAGAAUACAACUUUUCUUAGAAAAUAUUAAGAUAUUGUUAGAACUAUUACGUGAAAAUUAAAAGUUAAGGGUUAAGAUUAGGGAUUUGCAGGCUGUGGAUUUGAUACCCUACUUUCUGCUAAUAUUUCCCAAUCAAGGGAUGUCAGUCAUCUACUAUCCAGCCCUUUGUGUAAUGUUAGGAAAAUAGAAUGGGAAUCAGUCAGUCUUAAAGAAAAUAAAUUAAUCCUUCUUUAUUGA
Molecule: messenger RNA, 1156 nt
Organism: Trichosurus vulpecula (common brushtail)
Lineage: Eukaryota; Metazoa; Chordata; Mammalia; Diprotodontia; Phalangeridae
Gene: GLRX2
Product: glutaredoxin 2
Exons: 4
Coding region: 196-660 (154 amino acids)
Source: RefSeq, a predicted model, not a curated record